Branchiostoma floridae (Florida lancelet) is the source of this 4500-nucleotide messenger RNA. RefSeq lists its product as uncharacterized. The record is from RefSeq and is a predicted model, not a curated record. Bases 1591 to 3111 code for a protein of 506 amino acids. The transcript is spliced from 4 exons. NCBI's taxonomy places the organism in Eukaryota, Metazoa, Chordata, Leptocardii, Amphioxiformes, Branchiostomatidae.
UUGUACAUGUACUAGUUGAAAUUCAGGAUAGGUCCCGUUCAGGUCCAGAGGAUCAUUUCCAGGUGGACGUGAACCUGGACCUGAUUGUCUGUGGAAACUUGAGAACUGAUUUCGCGAUCGUGAUUUCGCCUAAUCCGUUUACUAAAGAGACGUGAAACAGUUUAGACGUGAGUUACGUCGACUCGACAGCGGCCGUUUGCUUAUUGCUAUGCGAGAAUGAAUGGAUGAGUAAAUGAAUGGAUUAAUUAAUUACUCAACAAUCGCACAAGGUUAAAUGUAUGACAACCAAUAAUGAACAGGAUAGCAGGAUAUGGAAAAUAUAAUUCUGUGUACCAGGAAGAGACGUGUGCUUUGGUUUGCAUGACGUGACUAGAAGCCCUGCAUACCCUUGUGAUUAAUGUUUGCAAAAUUGAAAAUUCAUCGUUAUACAGAUGGGUGAGACUCUACAUGGUUUUGCUGCACGCGAGGAAGGGCUUUACUGUCUACACGCCCGUGCAGCAAAGCGGAUCAUCACAACGCCACCCAGGGUUGAGGGAGACCAAGAAGAUGAGGGAAGCGAUGAUGAGGUUGUUGAGCAGCUUCAGACGUCUCCUUUCCUCGCUGCUGCUCACGACGGGGAAACAUAUGGUAAGAAUAGCUUCAUUCAUGGCUUAGCAGUCUCGUGACAGUAUUUUGUUCGGUGCGAGAUUUGUUAGGGAAGUCAUAUACUACAAUAUAACAGUUAAAGUUAAACAUUAUUUUGUAUGUUUUUCAGGAAUCUUGAAGCGCGUUGGGGGAGGAAGACUUUCCUGUGUGACGUGCAGUCGGCGCCAGAUGGCCUGCUCUCACGUGGAGACGUACAAGGACUGGUGUGAUGAAAGGAACGUGGAUGUGAACGUAGCAUUCACCACCUUAGACGAGCCGACGUUUAAGUCUGUCUCCACAUCCCCAGUCCCUUGCCCAUGGACAUCGGAUAUGCGGGAAAAGUUUGACAGGUAUGAAGACAAGGAUGAGACAUUCCCGUACCACCUUGUGCCAGAUGUGCCAUCUGGUACAUGCACUCACGGGAAUGGCUGGGACACCCGGGACCCUAUUGUGCAACAGUGGGUUCAACACGACCGUGUUAUCAUCUAUACACGGUACAAGAACCUGGCCGACUACCUAGGGGAGGACGGGAAGCGCCACUCCCGGGUGGUCUAUUACAGACCCACCGUCGGCAGCUGCGCAUGCCGCCACAUGUAUGACGGAACGGCAGACCUGCUGCACAACCUCGACAACAGGCAUGUCCUGUUCCUUUUUUAAUUCUAUUCUUUGACUUUUUGAAUCGUGCGGAUCAGUUUAUAGAGAAGCAAUAUCUUAUAUAAUACAAUAUUGUAUUAUUAUUACAACUAACUCUAACCAACUAUACACCUAGCUACAUUUAUGCAAUUACCAAGGAGCGAGAGGAAGUCGAGUGUCCUAGAAUAGAUUAGAUGCACAUCUGCAUAUAUAGAUGUGUAGGAUUGUUCCCAUUGUAACAUAUAUUUGAUUGCUACCGUGUGACCUAUACUUAGCCCAGUGGGGCAAAAAGGUACAAUAAAGGUCUUCAUUCAUUCAUUCAUUACAAUUAUUAUGUUACGUAAGUGCACCGAGAUAAAAGAAGGCUAUACUUACCGUAUCUUUGUAUUGCAUUCAAACAGGGUGAUGUUCUACUUCGGGCUCUUGGCGGACUACCUAAGCUCGAUGGUACAAGGCAAGCAGCCAUUGCGGACAACACAACGCGUCUGCAAUGACAUCCGAAGUGCAUGCGGCAGCCAUCCCGAGAACAUCCCAUACGAGAAGUUGCGACAGGCAUGGAACUCGUGGGCCCGCAGACUGGUCAUCGAUUGGGAAAAGGUGUACACCUGUAGCAAAUGCGGCCCGGAACCCAAGAUCAUAGUGUGUGACGGUACUAUGCUUGGGUUCCGUAAGGAUUUCCUCCCGUACCUGUCCACACCUGAAGCUGCAGGAGCCCAGCCUGAGAAGCUAGUGACCGGAUCGAACCACAGCCGACGUGUCUUCAUCACCUGUGCGAAGUCACGGGAUCUGCUCCUCCGGUAUUCGGGCAACAAACGGAGGGGCAGGGGUAAGUUUACAGGUAAGCUGGGGAUCAGCGAAGAAGAGAUGGCUGAUCUCCAGGGCAAGCUGAUCCAGUCGGGUCGUAGCGAUGUGACAGAUCUCCUGAGGCGUCUGCAGGCAGAGGGACAUGCAACACGCGCACCGCCAGAGUACAGCACGUUCCUGUCUGAGGUGGCAAGGAGUACGCCGGUGUGUGGGAUGAUACAGAUGGCUGGUGACAAGAAAGCCAUUCGCAUCAUGCAGAUGGUGGCAGAGGGUACGAUCGAUCUUACGAGCUCUCGUUUCCAUCGGUACUCUGCUUAUCUUUUUGAGAAGGCGCCGGUACUGACGGAUUUUCUCUGUAGUGUGACCAAGGCAGGCCAUCUUCCUCCAGACAUUUCUGCUCUUGUUCUCUCCCUCAUGACUGUACUCAUUCAGACUUUCAAGGAGGUUGAGAAACCUUCCCCUGACUGCUACCCCGCUCCUCCCCCUACAUCUACUCUUUCCUUUUUCCCUUCCCUUCCUCAGCUCUGUGGUCUGCCAAGGUACGCUGUUGAGGAAGCGAGUAAGUCGAGGGAGAAGGACAGCUGCCGGAAGGAGUCGUAUGGUCACCAUUCGCUCACGCCCGGGCUGUUUACCCUGUUCUGUCCACAUGGCGUGUGCUAUGGCUUCACUGCCAUGCAAAGCUGUGAAUCGCCCCGCCACCCGUUCGAGAUCCUGAGGACACGGUUCCCGGUGGCCCCCAGAGUAGUCGUGUACGACAACAGUUGUCAGCUGCACAAGUACGCGAUGAACAGGGAGCCACACUUCUUCCAGAAGACCGUGUUUCUGGUGGACCGGUUCCACUUCAAGGGGCAUGUCGGCUGUUCGCUAGGGUACUGCAUGGACAGUUAUACCGCUGCAGUCGACAUCCGGUCCAUCAACUCUCAGGUCAAUGAACAGGCGAACUCCAGCCUCAUCAGGAUUCAGCCACAGCUGGCCUACAUGACACCGUCGAACUUCAUGUUUCAUGUUUCUUUGUUCUUGGCACUCAAAAACAUGCAAUGCAACGUGUAAAUCCGUACAAAUAGGGCAGAAAAGCCCCUACACAGAAAAUCUAGGGGAGAAAACCCCUACACAGAAAAUCUAGGGGAGAAAACCCCUACACAGAAAGUUCAGAGAAAAUGAUUUUACGUUCUUGACGUUUUUGUUUCCCUUUUAAGCUUGAUUUUUUAAAAGUUUUUUUGGUUUGUUUCAUUUUUUUCUAUAGAUUGUUAGUAUGACACAAGGAGGUUAAGCAUGUAGGCUAUUGUCUUAUGGAACUAUCUCAUGUUUACAAAUGACAUUAGCAUACGAUCAACAAGUUUUUCUGAAUUCAAAUGUUUUUUUUUUUGUUAUCAUUUUCAAAGUACAAAGUGGUGCCCGUGUUGCGUACGAUACAUUCCUAUGACAUGUUCAAUUUGCUGAUUUGUGUAAAGUUGCUGAUUUGUGCGGUGUUGGGGCUGUGCCUUUGCCUAGAAAUUCUCUAGACAGACAUCAUGUGUAUAUCGUAAUGUGUACUUAUGGUCACCGGCAUGUAUGUCAAAUGUAAGGUCUUAUGCAUGUGUAUAUUGUUGUUUUCUUUUGUGUUUAUGAAAAAUGUACCCUAGUAGACAUGUUACCGAUUUGCCGACGGUACUGUAGAUUUUCAGUUUUGUAUGUCUUUCUUAUGUUUUUUGUGUAAGUCUAUGCUAAGUGACACUGUUUCGUUGUCGUAGGUAAUGAACAUCAGAAAAAAAAUGUUUUUACCUUGGCCUGUUGACGCCUUUGUCUAUCCUUUUAUUAGGCUGUGUUUUUUUUAAUCUCUUUUUUUCAUUUUUGGUGCAGAUUGUGGCGCAUGAAGGUGAAACAUGUCAUGUAGACCAAGGAGGUUGAAAGAGGACCUUGUGUUGACAACUGUCUUACCGAACUAUUCCAACAUGUUUUACAUAUGUUUGACAUUAGGAUCAUGUUCAACCAGUUUUUCUUGAUGUGAUGUGAUGUGAAAAUCCAUAUGUUGUAGACAGACGUCAUGUGUAUAUGAUGAUACUGUAUAUGAAGUACAUGUACAAUGUCAUGUAUUUUUAGCUUAUGUAUGUGUGUCUUGUCAAGGAGGUUGAAAGAGUCUUGUUUUUUUUAUGGUUAUCUUUUUCCUUUAAUUCUUUUCGACAAGUUUAUGUAUCUUAUUGUUUUGUGUUUUUUUUUUCUUCCAUCGAAAAUGUACCGUAGUAUGUAAAUUUACCGAUUAGGUGCUUACCGAGGUGUAGAUAUCCACAUGUGUGUAUUUUGAAUGUGCUACACUUACUUUUUCUACGGCAGACGUCAUGUGUAUAUAGUAAUGUCGUACCGACGGUCACCGUGUGCGUCUUAUGUGAUGUGUAUGUCUUUUUUUGUUGUUGAUUAGAAUUACCGUAAUAUGUAAAUUUGACAUUGUGCCGAUUUGCCGGU